Penicillium chermesinum is the source of this 279-nucleotide messenger RNA. RefSeq lists its product as uncharacterized. The record is from RefSeq and is a predicted model, not a curated record. Bases 1 to 279 code for a protein of 92 amino acids. Lineage: Eukaryota; Fungi; Ascomycota; Eurotiomycetes; Eurotiales; Aspergillaceae. The transcript has a single exon.
AUGCAAUCCCGGGCUCCGGCCUGGCGUCCCUUUUUCAUCUGGAUCCGGAAUGCGCCCAAGACGCUCAAAUAUGCCGAGAGAGAUCAGCGGCCAGAAUCAGGACUUGGCUCCCGCGUUCCACUUGGCGUCGGCGCCAGAGCGCAAGGAUGCUUAUCUCUCCUCCCCGCUACGGAUGAUACGCAGCGGACUUGUCCCAUGUGCCAGACAGAAGACCAUAGUCAAUUACUCUGCCUCUUCAAGCGCCUUCAUGCAUAUCCAGAGAUAAUAUGGUCCAUGUAA